Pelmatolapia mariae (spotted tilapia) is the source of this 3985-nucleotide messenger RNA. RefSeq names its product linkage group 16_19 C3orf38 homolog. NCBI's taxonomy places the organism in Eukaryota, Metazoa, Chordata, Actinopteri, Cichliformes, Cichlidae. The transcript is spliced from 4 exons. The record is from RefSeq and is a predicted model, not a curated record. The coding region runs from base 53 to 928 and encodes 291 amino acids.
UCUUGCAGGACUCGCAUGGACGAAACCGCCCCAGUGUUUUCGUUUCGCAAAAAUGUCAGGACUAUCAGAAACAGAGCGUGCUGGAUUUACGAAGAUACUGAGCCUAAUGACAAAAAGCGACUUACUGUCACUCAGUGAUACGGUCACGAAUAAGAUGAUAGUCGUGGAAAACAUUACGGAAGCUAAAGAAACCAUUCUCUCCUUCACUAAAAAUGCCGAAGAGCUCCUGAGGAGGAAAAAGGUUCAGCGUGACCUGAUAUUCAAGUACCUGGCUACAGAAGGCGUGGCGAUGCCCCCAAACAGCGAGAAACACAUGCUUAUAAAGAGGACCCUGGAGCUGUGGUCCUCUGUAAAGGUGGUGGAUGAAAACCCUCAAGGAGAGGCGGCUUCUGAUUCCUCAGAUGUGAACUGUGGGAUGGGCUUUGAUCCGCUGGUCCUCGGCCAGCAGUUCUGUCAGUGGUUCUUCCAGCUGUUGAACAGUCAAAACCUUUCACUUGGCCAACAGCCCCAAGACUGGGGACCACAACAUUUCUGGCCUGAUGUGAAGUUACGUCUCCUCUCCAAAGCUGGCAGUGAGCAGAUGGAGGAGUUUCUGGGUGCUGAUCUGGUUAGUCUUCGAUUCUUGGCACUGACCAGGGAUGAGCGUCUCCUCUUCAGUCCCAAUUUGGAUCCCCAUGGCCUCAAAGCCUUGACCUCUCCUCAUGGCUUGGUGUUGGUGGCUGUUGCUGGGACUAUUCACAGAGAUGCAGUCUGUCUGGGAAUCUUUGAACAAAUAUUUGGCCUUAUCCGCUCUCCUCUGGACAACAACAGCUGGAAGAUAAAGUUUGUCAACCUGAAAAUCAGAGGGCAGGAUGCUCUUAGUGGGACAGAUGUGGCAGCACCUGCUUUGACCUACAAUUCCAGUGAACUGCAGCUUCUCUGUAGCUGACAGUCAAGAUAUAUUAGUUUUAGAUUUAUUAGUUUUAUUUCCUUUCACAUUAUUUAUCCAAAAGUGGUUUGAAGGUGGUUUGGCCUUUUUGUUCUACUCUACACUCAUCUUAUUUGCAUGAACACUUAUUUUCUGGGCAUUUGGGACCUCAUAUUGCAUCUAAUAACUCAUCUGACACAACCCUAUCUUCUAACUUAUAGGCGGUCAUGCAAUAAUAUAAAGGUAGGCUCAAACUGAUGCAUUUAAAUUGAAUAUUUACAUCAUAACAUGCAAUGCAGAAUUCUCAAAGAUUAUCCUAGAAGGUAAAUGGAUGGGCUGCUUUAAAUAUACUGUACCUUUUUGCAAAGCAUGUAGUGCUUUGAAAGCCUGUGCCUUAUGUAAAAUAUGUUGAAUGUAUACAUUUGUGGUAUAGUGACAGUAAUAGUGUUGCUCAAAAGAUCACUUAGAAAUGUGCUUUUUUUAGGGGGAAAAAAAGCACAUUUAAUUUUAUUUCAGCUGUAAAAAUGAAAAGAGAUGUAAGUGACUAUGAUUUUUAAUUGGGUAUGUUCAUACAGAGCAGCCAGCAUUUCAGUGUCGCAGCAGGACAUUGCGAUGCCUAAUGCAGGUUUAUAAUGCUAAUAUGCUUUUUUCUGAGAUGGCACAAGUGAAAGCAGUUAUACUUGUUCAAACAACAAUAAGCGAGAAUAGGUAUCAGCCUUUGUAGGUUUCAUUGUCUGAACAAAAACAACCAAAUAUCUUCUGAAACUCUUCAGAUUAUACUUGUUUGGAAACAUUAAUGCCAUUUCAUGCAGACAGUUGUUAAAAUGCAUCUUCCCUCACAGAACACAGCAAACUAACACAGCAGUUUUAUCUGUGCCAACAUAACCUCAAAGGAUUUAACAUAAACUUGCAUUAGGCAACAUAAUGUCCCAACAGAUGGUUGUAGAAAAUGGGCACCUGUGUGAUAUGUAGGCAUUUUAUUCAAGGUGUUCACAGUUCCUUUAAUCAGUGCCAUUCACAACAUUUCUCAAUAAUUUACUGUUGGAUUAAAUUUAAUUUUGAAUGUGUUUUUUAAAAAAAAGUUUUAUGAGUAACAAACCUUUGAGAUGUAAUGUAGCCCUUUAUUAACAAAUAAAUAUCUGUCUUUAUGUGACACUACAAAGUCAAGCAGUUUGCUUUCAUGGGAUGAAUUGAAGCUAUCCCACAAUGUUUACAGAUAAACAGUCUGUUAGAAAUACCAACAGAGUAACAUAGUUCAGAAAAAGCUCUGAUUUGAGCAUGUCUAAUAUUUAGGCAAAUGUGCAUAUAAAAAUAUUAUAAUUUCAGCUAAUUUGUUCCUGUUCAGUGCCAGGUGUUAAGUUGUUUAAUUAAAUGGCUGGAAGUUGGCGAUUGGAAAACAUUGCUGUGAAACUGACUCUCCUUAAUGAGCUGAAUUACAAGUCUAAAUGGUGUUUUUUUAAUUUUGCUGUUUUAAGGAUCUCCCAGAACAGACAGUUAUACUUCUUUUUUCUGCUGCUUCCUUUAGGGGCCACCAGAGUACCUCAUCUGUUUCUAGCUCACCCUGUCCCUACCCUCCUCAGUGUCUGUCACAUCAACCCUCUGCAUGUCCUGCUUCCCUACAUCCAUUAAUCUUCUCUGUGGUCAUCCUGUUUUUCAUCCUCCCUAUAGCCCCAUAUUCAACGUCCUUUGUCCAGCAUAUCCACUCUCUCUCCUCUGCACAUGUCCAAACCCUCUCAAUCUCGCUUCUCUGAUCCGCUUAACCUGAGCUCUCCCUCUGAUGUACUUAUUUCUAAUCUUUUCCAUCCUGGUCACUCGCAAUGAAAAUCUUCAACUCUGCCACCUCUCAGUGUAAUGCAUAUACCGCUGAAUCACUUGCAGGACGACUGUUUUUUUGGUACCAAACUCGUCAUCCUACUAUUCCCAGCGCUUGUUUAGAAAAACUGGCUUUGUGGCAUUUUUUAAAUUGUGACCAAACAGUGCAGCUGUGGGCAAAAUAAAAACAUACUGCACUUUUUCUGUUUUUCUCCCCUGGACUCCCUUUUGUCUAGAAAUUGUGUGAGUCAGCACAACGUUUGCAUGAUGAAUCUAAGACAAAUUUAGCUCAGGUUAAACCACUACAGUGACAGUCAAACAGAUGAUGUCCUUGAAUAUUAGAGAGAUAACCUCAAUGAUUAGAUGAUCAUCUAUGAGCAAGCACUUGGAAGUGGCAGAAAGGAAGACCCUUUUAAAAGGAAGCGACCUCUGGCACAGGUCUUAGGGAGGGACAGUCAUCUGUUUCGGAGAGAGUAGGAGAAUGUAGAGAGACCCCGACCAAAACAUAAAGCAUUUGAAAGAGUACACAAAAGUUGAUGGCAUGCAGUAGUACUAUAUGAAUGCAUCAGGAGUAAAAAGAUGAGUUGAAAAUUAAUGCAAUCAUGUAAGCUUCCAGCUAUCAUAGCCUGCCAUUUCUGCUGUUCGCUCUUAACUUUUAAAACUCAAAUCUCCACAGGGUUGAUGUCUGAGAUGUUGUGUCAGCAGUUAAUGUCUAUAUAUUUAGCCACUUUCAUACUCUUUGAGUAGGUUUGAUUGGACACAAGCUGCCACACCACCCUGGAAGGAUUUUACUGGUUGGUCAGACGUUUCAUAUAAAAAUAUACAUUUACUACCUAUGGUCAGGAAAAAAAGAAAACUCAGUGCUAUUGGGCUUGACUUUUUUAUUGGACCAAAUUGCACAUGACAUAUGAAUUCAUCUAGACCUGCUUCAGACAGCUGAGGAUUUGAAAUUUUGCUGGACGGGAUGAAGAAAACAGGUCGCUUUUCCACACAAUGUGCCUAAGAUCAUUUUACAUGUUCAGACUCACCUGCGCUGAUAUCGCAUUAUCAAGUAUAUGUGCUAUAUACUAAACAUAUGACCUGUAUCAAUGCUUCUUUGCAUUUUUCCCUGCAGUUUGUUCUAGUGUGACUUUUGAAAAUAGUUUGGCAAAGCUUGUUAAUACUCAUGGUACAAACUGGGUCACAUUUGAGCAACACCUGAGCAACAUCCAGUUUUUGCUUCUUGCUUCUAGAUGUUUUUUUUUGUUUUUUCCAGCCAGACAAUUA